Molecule: messenger RNA, 2294 nt
Organism: Magallana angulata
Lineage: Eukaryota; Metazoa; Mollusca; Bivalvia; Ostreida; Ostreidae
Product: organic cation transporter protein-like
Exons: 11
Coding region: 225-1910 (561 amino acids)
Biological process (GO): transmembrane transport
Cellular component (GO): membrane
Molecular function (GO): transmembrane transporter activity
Source: RefSeq, a predicted model, not a curated record
CAUUCACCACAUAAAGAGAAAAAAAAUUAUUGUAGCAAAGCAGAAUUUUGAAUCUGUAAAGGACAGUAAGUGCACAAGUUCCAGGAUGUGUUCACCACACUAAAUCAAAUAAUGUAGCAAGGCUUUAAUGGACAAACCAUGCCCACAGAAUAAAGGGGGAAAGAGAAAAAACAUUUACCUGUCAAAAUUGACAGUGUUGUAUCUCAGGUGUUCUCCUGUGCAAAAUGGAUUCACCAAGCAUCAAUGGUGUCAAGAAACUAGAUGAAAAUUAUAUAUACGGCCGAUGGGGCGCCUAUCAGGUAUUUCAAUCAGCCAUUGCAUUCUACAACAUUUUGCCUACAGGAUUUCAAUUGCUAAUAGGCGUUUUUAUCGGUUACAGGCCUAAUUACCAAUGUUCAUCAAGCAGUACCUAUGAAAAUCAGACGUAUUCGUCGAACAACUCUUAUUUUGUCACAUAUUACAAAUGCCAUAUCAAAGUGUUUUACAAUGAUACCACCAGGGAUGCACCACAGUUGGUCAAAGAUGACCUCUGUACUGAAGGAUACCAAUAUAGCCUUGACAAAUACAGUACAUUUGUCACGGAGAUGGAUCUUGUCUGCGACCGAGCGUAUCUUGGUGAGCUGGUGCAGACCCUUGUCAUGGCAGGACAGUUGGUUGGAGCAGCCUUUGCAUCGUCUCUCAGUGACAAGUGGGGUAGAAAAACGGUUCAUUUGACGUCCCAUUUAUUGACGCUAGCGUUUGGAAUUGGUGUUGCUUUCUCACCCAACUACAUAACUCUUGCUAUCCUAAAAUUCAUUAUCGGUGUUUUGCAACAGGGAAUGGUUAUGUCCGAUGCUGUUCUUACUUUGGAGUUAUUUCCAGAAAAAACACGUUUCUAUGCAGAAGCAAUAGGACUGUUUUGUUGGACUACGAGUCUCGUUAUGAUGGCUCCAAUAGGAUAUCUGAUGAGAGACUACUCAUGGAGAUACCUUCAAAUUGUUUUGACGGGCUUUUCAUUGUUUAGUUUGAUCCAAUAUUGGGUUCAAGAUGAAUCGUUAAGAUGGCUUGUAGCAAACGGUAAAAAGGAAGCUGCUGAUAAAGUUAUACACAAAGUGGCAAGAUGGAAUAAAGUUAACUACGAUGACCUCAAAAUUAUUGUGGACAAAAGAAUGGCCAGUACGGAACAGAACACACAAAAGGCGGACAAAAAUGGGACGACCACUGAGAAUACUCCACAGGAAAAGCUUGCUGUGGAAAAAUAUUCAAUCGUUACCAUUCUUAAACACCGACGCAUCUUGAUAACAUCUCUGAUAAUGUGGUUUACAUGGGUGACCAAUACCGUAACAUAUUUUGGACUGACCUUGACAUCAACAUCCUUGGCAGGAGACCGAUUCUUUAAUUUUUUCCUGUCAGCAAUCGUUGAGUACAUUGCUGUCAUGUUUGAAUACCCAAUGUUAUAUUGCCUUGGUAGAAGAACAAUUACAAUUGUGUUUCAUGCUGUUUGUGGAAUAUCGUUAGCUUCUGCUACUUUAUUGAAUCAUUUUUCUGGGACUGAUAGCAGUGCAAAGAUGGCCUCCAUUAUAACUACGUUUGCUGGAAAAUCGGCCAUAACUGGGUCAUUUAGUACUCUUUUUUUGUACACUCCAGAAUUGUAUCCUACAAAUCUGAGGAAUGCUGGCAUAGGGUUUUCUUCUGCAUUUUCUAGAUUGGGAGCUAUAAUAUCACCCUUUGCUGGAACAUUGGCGGAAGAAAUUCCUUGGGCUCCUGGAACUAUAUUUUCGGCAAUGUGUCUCACCGUUACGUUAAUAAUCCUGUACGUGCCGGAAACACGUGGUGUAGAACUUCCUCAGACUUUGGUAGAGGUUAAAGUGUGGUAUACGGAGAAAAGUGGUCUUCGACAACAACAAAAGGUGGAAAGUACGAAACUCUAGCACAAAGAUUUCUCGAAAAAUUUGCAUGUUAAAAGCAUUUGAAGUUCUAAAAAACGUUUCACAUUUGAAUGUGAUAUAUUCGUAGAAGACUGCAAAUGUUAUAAUGAUUGUUAGCAUGUAAGCAAUGUCACAAUAUCGACAUAUUCGUAUUAUUGUAUUUUUCCUUAAGUUUAAUAAUCAAAUAUUUGUAAAUAUACAAUCAAAAGAAUGUUUUUGAAAACAACCCUUCAUGUUAUUGAUUACGUUGGUUGAUUUCCGAUAACAUGCAGGUGAAAGACGUUAUAAAUAAACACGUGCACAUAAUUCUACUAAGAUAACGGUGUCGUAGAAGGCACAACACAUUAUUGUUAUUUUUUCCAUAACUUACUAAUUUUCAAUAAACCC